Molecule: messenger RNA, 1650 nt
Organism: Exophiala dermatitidis NIH/UT8656
Lineage: Eukaryota; Fungi; Ascomycota; Eurotiomycetes; Chaetothyriales; Herpotrichiellaceae
Product: serine/threonine-protein phosphatase 2B catalytic subunit
Exons: 5
Coding region: 1-1650 (549 amino acids)
Biological process (GO): fungal-type cell wall organization; calcineurin-mediated signaling
Cellular component (GO): calcineurin complex; cytoplasm
Molecular function (GO): calmodulin-dependent protein phosphatase activity; calmodulin binding
Source: RefSeq, a predicted model, not a curated record
AUGGACGGUCCGUUACACAAGGCGGUGGUGAACAAAAAGCCCGUUCCCGAGAUCGACUUCACCCUGCAUAUUAUGGAAGAUGGCACACAAGUCAGUACGCAGGAGCGAGUCUGCAAGGAUGUCCAGGCGCCUGCUAUGCAGCGACCGACCGACGACCAGUUCUGGUCACCGAUAGACCGAUCGAAACCUAACUUGCCUUUCCUUAAACAGCAUUUCUAUCGUGAGGGUCGCUUGACGGAAGAACAAGCCUUGUGGAUCAUCCACGAGGGCACAAAAAUCCUGAGGUCGGAGCCCAACCUGCUGGAGAUGGAUGCCCCCAUUACCGUGUGUGGCGACGUCCAUGGUCAAUAUUUCGAUCUCAUGAAGUUGUUUGAGGUUGGCGGUGACCCAGCCGAGACACGGUAUCUCUUCUUGGGUGACUAUGUUGACAGAGGAUACUUCAGUAUUGAGUGUGUUCUUUAUCUUUGGUCGCUCAAGAUCUGGUAUCCCAACACGCUGUGGCUUCUACGAGGGAAUCACGAAUGCCGUCAUUUGACAGACUACUUUACAUUCAAACUCGAGUGCAAGCACAAAUACUCGGAGAGGAUAUAUGAUGCCUGCAUGGAAUCCUUCUGCGCCUUGCCUCUGGCAGCGGUCAUGAACAAACAAUUUUUGUGCAUACACGGAGGUCUGAGCCCGGAGUUACAUACAUUGGAAGACAUCAAGAGCAUUGAUCGCUUCCGCGAGCCUCCCACGCAUGGGCUCAUGUGCGAUAUCCUUUGGGCAGAUCCGUUGGAAGAGUUCGGUCAGGAAAAGACGGGCGAAUACUUUGUGCACAACCACGUCAGAGGAUGUUCCUAUUUCUUUUCCUAUCCGGCCGCCUGCAAUUUCCUGGAAAAGAACAAUUUGCUGUCCAUUAUCCGCGCCCACGAAGCCCAAGAUGCCGGAUAUCGCAUGUACCGCAAGACUCGCACAACGGGCUUCCCCAGUGUGAUGACGAUUUUCAGUGCCCCCAACUACCUGGAUGUCUACAACAACAAAGCGGCGGUCCUCAAGUACGAGAACAACGUGAUGAAUAUCAGGCAGUUCAACUGCACCCCUCAUCCGUAUUGGCUCCCCAACUUCAUGGAUGUGUUCACCUGGUCACUUCCAUUUGUGGGAGAAAAGAUUACAGAUAUGCUUAUAGCCAUUCUCAACACCUGCUCCAAGGAGGAGCUGGAGGAAGACACCAGGACCUCUAGUGCCGAGCCGGAGACGCCACCCUUUGCGCCCGAUGCCGAGACCACCGAAGCCAAACGCCGAGCCAUCAAGAACAAGAUUCUUGCCAUCGGUCGGCUCUCCAGAGUGUUCCAGGUGUUACGAGAAGAAUCGGAGCGCGUGACUGAGCUCAAGACCCAGGCCGGAGGUCGACUGCCCGCAGGCACCCUUAUGUUGGGUGCAGAGGGCAUCAAGCAAGCCAUCCACAACUUCGAAGACGCCCGGAAAGUCGAUCUUCAGAACGAGCGGCUGCCACCGUCGCCAGAAGAGAUCGAGAAGAGAAGUGCCGAAGAUAGAAAGGCCGCGCUGGAGAGGGCUGCCACCGAAGCAGAGAAUGAUACCACUCUGCAAGGUGUGGCACGGAGGAUUAGUUUUGGUUCGUCCAAUCCACGCGGUCAUCGCCGAAAGGAGUAG